Molecule: messenger RNA, 753 nt
Organism: Dermatophagoides farinae (American house dust mite)
Lineage: Eukaryota; Metazoa; Arthropoda; Arachnida; Sarcoptiformes; Pyroglyphidae
Source: RefSeq, a predicted model, not a curated record
AUGUUCCUCGAAGUGACGAAAACGAUCCAGAAUGAUAAUACUACUUUAAGUAGUAUUCGUCCAAAAACAUUGUCUUGGAUAUCUAGAUCGAAUGGCUAUAGCUAUACAGUCUAUGUUAUUCUAUUGAUCGGAACGAUAGGUAUGUUCAUAAUUCUAGCCAUAUGUGUAGCUUAUUGCCUAUUGAAAGCGGAAAGUAAUGAUGAAAAUCCGGAUAAUCGUGCGCUUAUACUUGAGACAUUUGAACAGAUCUAUGAUUUCUUUCGACGUCGAGCCUAUCAACAGGCAUUAAUUGAAUAUCAAUACAGAUAUGAGUUAAAACGAUUACAACAACAACAACAACAACAACAGCAACAAGCGUCAUUAAAAGAAAAUGAUGCUGAAGCUAAAUAUAGUGGCCACAAGCGAAAAAAACCAAUAAAAAAUCCAGAUAUAGAUCGAUGGAUACGGAAACAAAUGAAUGAAGCUAAAAUGGAAUUGAUGAUGGAUAAUAAAAAAAGACCUGUCAUACAAAUCAAAAAACCUAAAUUAAGUAAAUAUGUUCAAAGCUUUAUUGGUGAUGUUGCUUCUACAGCCAUGCGACGAAAACCAAAUCGGCCACCACGUCGAGUUGUACCACACCCAACACCUGCCACACCAAUCGAUCAAUUAACAGUAGCCAGUGAUAAUCAAAAAUCGAGUAUCGAAUAUGACGAUGAAGACGAAAAACAACAUUUACAAAUAAAGAAACCAAAAUCCGUAUAUCAUAAUUUUUGA